AUGGAGCAAGAGCUCCUAUCACUCCUGGCUGACACCCAGUCGCCAGCUGCUGAUACAAGAAAGGCCGCUGAGCUCCAGCUUCUACGUCUCUACAGCAAUGAGCAAUUCCCCCUCUCUCUCGCCGCCAUCGCUUCGCACGACUCCGUCCCGACCAACCUUCGUCAGUCCUCUCUCUCGGUCCUGCGUACCUUCAUCGCCGCCGCCUGGUCUCCAAAUCUCGACGAGUUCAAGGGCCAGAUCCUCAUCAACGACGCCCACAAGGCCCAGAUCCGACGUGUUCUGCUGGAUCUGGCCACUACCGCAGAUGUCCAAGAGCGCAAGGUGAAGUCGUCCGCCAGUUUUGCUGUCAGCAAGAUCGCCAGUGCCGAUUUCCCCGAUGAAUGGCCAGAGCUGCUCCCGUCGCUGCUUCAGAUCAUUAACGAUGUCAACAGCAGCGCUGGAGCGCUCCAUGGCGCGUUGAAGGUCCUCUUGGAUCUGGUCGAUACUGGGUUCAGCGAGGAGCAGUUCUUCGGCGUCGCUCGAGACUUGGUUACCACUCUUUUCAACAUCGCGACCAACGAGUCGAGAAAGCCGAUGCUGAGGGCUCUGGCCGUUGCCGUCUUUCGCUCUUGCUUUGAUACCCUUGAGAUGGUCCUGGAGCAGCACAAAGUGGCAGUCAAACAGUUCAUGGAUGAGGUGCUCAGCGGCUGGUCUCCGUUCUUCAUCUCCACUCUGAAGGCCCCAUUACCACAGGCUCCCAUCGAGCAAGAGGAGUCCAAGGAGGGUGAGAUUCCUUCGCAGUGGAGGGGCGCUAUUGGGCUGAAGUUGCAGGUGGUCAAGACGCUCAUGAAGAUUCGUAUGGUAUUCCCGGGCCUUAUGACUGCCCAGAGCCCGGUCUACUUCUCAACUGUCUGGACGGAGCUUUCCAACAUCCAGGCUGCCUACCAUGAAUUCUACAUCCACGACGAAAGACAGGGCCGUUUGGAGGACGUUGAUGGACUCCCUUACACUCUGGAUUUCCUGGUGUUGGAGGAACUGGACUUGAUUCAGGCGCUUCUCAAGGCACCUCCCGUCAAAGCCGAACUCCAACAACAGUUGCAGAACGCAGGUCAGGCUGUCGCAACCGCCAGCUGGCUUCCAGAGAUUCUGAAGUUGGCCAGCUCCUAUGCGCAAAUCACCACUGAAGAAGAAGGUCUGUGGGACAUUGACGUGAACCUUUUCCUCUCAGAGGAGACGUCUGUGACCGCCAACUACACCCCUCGUACCUGCAGUGGAGAUCUGGUUGUCAAAUUGGGCGAGUGGCUCAAGACAACAACUGUAGAGGGUCUUCUUGCCUACAUGAACGUUCUGUUCGCGGAUUCGUCUUCCACAUGGAAAUCACGCGAAUCGGCCUUGUUCAUCCUCAACCAAUUGUUACGCGACUUUAACGAGGUCUCGCAGCAAAUCUCAUCUGAAUUGGCGAACGGUUUCAACAACUUCGUCACCUUCGCAAUUCAGCAGGAGCAGGAGUUCUUGCGGGCUCGUGGCUACCUUGUGGCCGGCAUCUUGGCGCAGGUUGCAGGUGAUGCAUUCCGGCCUACUGCUACAUCCUACUUUGAGGCUACCCUGAAGGCGAUCACCGAAGAUCCCUCCGAAGUGGUCAAGGUCUCAUGCAUCCGGGCCCUUCAGGAUCUCAUGUCUUCCCUUCCUCAGAAUAUCACUAUCCCUCUUCAGGUUCCCGCCAUCAACACCCUGUCGGAAUUCAUCUCCGCCCAGGACCUUCAGGAGCCAUCGGAUAGCGAUGAUCUCAAGGUCACCUUGGCUGAGACAGUUCGCGACGUCAUUAUGGUCGACCCAAGCGUGGUCUUGUCGUCCAUCGCCAUCGAUGUGCUAUUCAAUAUCGCAAGCAACGGAGCUACCAAUUUCCAACUCACAAUGAUCGUUACGGAGGCCUUUGAGGACAUUGUGGAAAAUAUCUCCGAGCAGGGACCCGAUGCUUUUAUCCGCCUUUGUGCAAAGGUGCUUCCUUCGCUCACCGGCGCGAUUGACGUUGGCAACCUUACCCAAGAAAAUGCGCUUACGAACUUCGCGGCCGACCUUCUACGCGCCUUGACAGAGCGGGCCUUGGAGCCGCUGCCUGCCGGGUUCGUGGAGACCGUUAUGCCCAAGCUCAACAGACUGCUCUUGGACUCGACCGACGCUGAGCUGAUUCGCCCUGCCACCGAAGCGGUACGGCAUAUCCUUUCCCAUGACUUCAAUCAAUUCGUAGCCUGGCGCGAUCCCCAGAGCGGCAAGGAGGCGGUUGAGAUUGCGCUGAUCAUCAUCGAUCGGCUACUGAGUCCCUCGGUUGAUGACAAUGCUGCAACAGAAGUUGGACAGCUCGCUGCUGAGCUGGUAGAAAAGGCCGGUUCGGAGCGACUGGGACCGUAUCUCCCACAGCUUCUUCGGGCCGUGGCGCAGCGGCUUGCCACUGCCGAACAGGCACAGUUUAUUCAGAGUCUGAUCCUUGUGUUUGCCCGGCUCACUCUCAUCAACGCCCACGAGGUGGUUGAUUUCCUGGCGCAAGUCGACAUCAGUGGUCAGAGCGGCCUACCGAUUGUGUUGAGCAAGUGGUUGGAGAACUCGGUGAACUUUGCGGGCUAUGACGAAAUCAAGCAGAACAUCAUUGCUCUGGCCACACUGUACAACCUCGAGGAUCCCCGAUUGGCUCAGGUGCAGGUCAAGGGCGACCUCAUUAUCCAGGACACGGGACGCAUCAAGACUCGGUCGCAGACGCGCAACAACCCAGACCGCUAUACGACGGUGACAGCCCCGUUGAAGAUUAUCAAAGUCCUGGUUGAAGAACUGGCCGCAGCAUCGGGAAGCAAGGAGAUUGAUGCCGCAGCUGCAGCCGCCUUGGAGGAAGAGGACAGCGACGACGAUGGGGAGUGGGAGGACAUCCCUAGCGGCACGCUGGAUCUGAACCUGGGUAUCACCAAGCAAGAGCUCAUGGCGUUUGGCGAAGGAGGCAACGAGGGGGUGUUUGGCGUGCGCAAGCGGGACGACGAGACCCAGGCAUUCCUGCUGGACUUCUUCCGCAAUGCAUCCACCAAGCCCGAAUUCCAACAACUGUUUGCGGCGCUGACCCCGGAUGAGCAGGAGAAACUUCGGAGUGUCGGAUAA
Messenger RNA from Aspergillus clavatus NRRL 1, 3120 nucleotides. RefSeq names its product putative importin beta-5 subunit. Bases 1 to 3120 code for a protein of 1039 amino acids. Gene Ontology annotation, cellular component: nuclear envelope; cytosol. Gene Ontology annotation, molecular function: small GTPase binding. Gene Ontology annotation, biological process: protein import into nucleus. Lineage: Eukaryota; Fungi; Ascomycota; Eurotiomycetes; Eurotiales; Aspergillaceae. The transcript is spliced from 3 exons. The record is from RefSeq and is a predicted model, not a curated record.